AUGGCGGUGUUCCGAAAUGGCCAUGUUCCAAUCUUCCCCACUGUUUCGAGAAGCAGAGUUAGGCUGUGGUUAAUAAACUCUAAAAUCGAAACUCUAUACCCGACCCCUGACGAAAGGCGUGUUUUUAAAGAGGCAAAUCCUCAAGUGAAAAGUUCAGUGUUUGGUCUUAUUCGAGAGCAAGACUUGAAACGUUUGAUGAAUGAGAAAGUGGAAAAACCACGUGCAAAAGUCGCCCGCCGUAUCGACUGUCCAAGUUGCCCCCCAAAGUUUGCAAGUGACCCACCCAAACUAGUUGCUUACAGCGAUGGGGAAAGUUCAGAAGAUGACGAUGGAGCUAUUGCAAUACCGAAAGCUACGUUAUCACGUCCAACGCUGAAUACGUCCAACAAUGCUGCUUCCUCGUCGCCGCAAAAUACGGCGAUUGUCGAAACUGCGAUCCCAACCUCAUCAAAGAAGACGUCUAAAGUUGUUGCUGUCAGCUCAUUUACAACAGAAUUUCCUACGCCGCCUUCCAGUCGUGGUACGAGCAAAGACGGCGGCGAUGACUCCACGCCACAAUCAGGGAAAGAUGCAGGGCUCCCCACAAAUUAA
Molecule: messenger RNA, 591 nt
Organism: Paramuricea clavata
Lineage: Eukaryota; Metazoa; Cnidaria; Anthozoa; Malacalcyonacea; Plexauridae
Source: the annotation of a GenBank genome assembly